UCACCUAUAGCAGACGACACCACAGAAGCAAAACAAAAGCAGAAGGGGCCUCACCCACCACCCCUCUACUCACCGUCGUUGCAUGUCAACUCUAUUUUGAAAGCGGAAAGCGUGACGAAUUAUGUAUUGAUUUACUCUGUCUGGCAAUACCACUAACUCCGUAGUUAUUCUAUCAAUGAGUUUACGUCCUACGGGCUAUGAAGAAGUCAAAAGUUAAAAUUGCUAUGCUCUCACGCUGUUUUGGAGAAGCCGCAUUGUUACAAACCCUUCAGUCUCCAUCAGACAGUGUUACUUGCUGUGACUUUGGAGCAAAUUUUCUAUUUGCUGCUGGUUCAAGUGAUAAGCUAGUUCGGGUAUGGGAAUGGAUAAAAGGGCAAGGCUUUGUAGAAGCCUCAUAUUCCCCCCUAGGUGGUCACAGAUAUGCUAUUACCAGUGUUCGGUUUUCACCUCUGGGUACAAUGCUGGCAAGUUCCUCAUCAGAUGGAAGCACCGUGUUGUGGAAUGCAAGGACAGGAGUACGUAUUCACACAUUUGUACAAACAAAUGGCUCAGCUGUUAGAUUAAGCAUAUUUGCUCCUAAUUCUACAUUUCUUGUGAGCUCUGGUGACGAUGGUUCCAUUUGUGUCUGGGAUAUCCUACGACGCACUCUGGUCAGAUCAUUACCAGCACAUGAUGCUACUAUUCAAGCCAUGUCAUUCAGCCCAGACUGUAAAUAUCUCUUGACUUCAGAUACAGUUGGGGUCUUAAAGUUAUGGAAAGAUUUAGUUGAACCUCACAAUGAAUUAGAAGAUUCAGCGAGUCCCACUGACAGUAACGAGUGUCUUGUGUCAGUAGUAGAAGAUGCUCAUGACCUAGGUGUCACAGGUUCAGAUUUUGCUUCAACUCAAGAGACCCCAGCUGACAAUGUUUUGGCCACACGUUACACACUUGCAACAUGUGGAAACAAUCAUUUGGUGAAGGUAUGGUCAUUUGUUGUUAUGCAUCCUACAAAGCAGUGGAAUCCUCCCCAUUCCCCAGCCUCUGGAUCAGGACGACAAAGCCUGGUUCCCACCCCUGAACUUGGUAGUCCGGUCAGUCCAAACAGUCUAGGCCCUCGAAGAGAAAAUAGCUUUAGAAUUCGAGAUAGUAAAAGAGAAAGCAAUGAGAGCUUACGAAGAAGAGGAAGUAGCGUAAGGAGGAGACACAAACAGUGUCAAGUGUCUCUCAAGCUCACGUUAGAGGGACAUGGAUCUGAUGUCACAUGUGUUCGAUUUAAUGCAAGUGCCACCCGACUUGCUUCUUCCUCUCUUGACAAAACUGUUAGAUUGUGGGAGAUACAAAGUGGGACUUGUCUAAGAGUACUAGAGGGUCAUACAAGAUAUGUUGCUUGCUGUGUAUUUUCUCGUGAUGGAUCCCUCCUAGCAUCUGGAUCUAAUGACAAAUCUAUUCUUAUGUGGGAUGUAAAAGGUAAACUUUCCCUAGACACUGAUCUUGCACCAUCUUUAAGUGCUUUUCGUGACAAACUAUCUGGUUCUAGUUUUGAUAGUACUGGUGGCCCCCCUGAUGUGAGCGCUUUGGAAGGAGGGCCCAAGUCAUCUGAGUCUCAUGCAGAGCUCCGUGAAGUUCAACUUUUACAAAGAAUUGAGUCUCCUAAUGGUGCUGUGAAUACAUGCGAUUUCUUUGGGAACAACUUUCUUGCGUUCGGUGGCGGGGACAAAAUGGUUCAUAUAUUUUCUAAGUCUGAUAGCUUACGGUUCCAUGAAGUUAAAAAUGUUUCGCCAAUCGAAGCACAUGCAUUUUCUGUGAACCAAGUGGAAUUUUCACCUUGUGGAAAGUAUGUAGCCUCCUGCUCGGCAGAUGGAUGUGCUGUUCUCUGGGACACAGAGACAGGCAAGCGAGUCCCUGGUAAUUUUGGUACGGGUCGCAAUGCUAUUCGAACUUGUCGCUUCUCACCAGAUGGAAAAUUACUUAUAUGUGCAGGCGACGAUCAAACAACCAGUGCGUGGCGUACAGACACUGGAGAACUAUUUUUGUCGGUUGAAGGGCACACUGAAGCAGUCACAGCUCUAGCAAUCUCUCCAGAUAGUCAGUUUUUGGCAACUGCAUGCAGUGGUGGGCACAUAAGAGGCUGGGCUGUUGCUUCCAUCUGGGAUCAUUGUUUAAUGUUACAAGAAGAUGCACAUGAUUUAGGUGUUCAGAGUUGUGACUUUUCACCAUCAGCUGGUAUGCAUGGUUCAGAGAACUAUUUGCUAGCGUCGUGUGGUAAUGAUUCUUUGGUUAAGUUGUGGAAGGUAGUAAAGGAUAUAUGCAUACCCCCAAUAACAUCUUCACUUUUGCUGAGCACCCCACCGGCGCCAGCUAGCCCACUGCGUUCUCCUAAGCCCCCUCCCGGUGCUAAACUUGUACGAACUUUAGCGGGACAUGGAGGCAAUGUAAUGUGUGUUAGGUUCACCCCAGACUCAGGCGAAUUUCUUGUUUCUACUGCCUCAGACUCUACAGCACGUAUAUGGAGUGUGCAUUUAGGUGAUUGCCUUUUUGUGUUGGAAGGUCACAACAGGCAAGUUACAUCAUGUGCCUUAUCAGCAGACUCUUCACUUUUAGCAACUGGGUCAUUGGAUAAAGCUUUAAUAUUGUGGCUCCUCCCUGAACAUUUGGUUUAUCAAAGUGUUGCUGCUUCCCGCCUUCGAGGUCAACCACUUUAUGCCCUUGAUUGGACUCCUGCUGACGUCAUAUCUUGGCUUAAACGGACUCUUUCCUUCCCAAUUGCACCAACUAUUUCUGUGACUGAGAAUCUAGAUGGUUGUCAGAUUCUAACCCUGCCAGAAAAUGAAAUUGCUUCAAUUUUAUCUAUAGAGGAUCCAGAACAAAUCCAUGAACUAACAUUACAACUGAAAUGGUUAAGACAUGAGGAACUUAACAUCUGCCUGCCGGAAAUUUCAAGUAACUCUGACGUACCUCAUGAAUUUUUGUGUCCUAUCACACGGGAGGUGAUGCGUGACCCAGUGGUUUGUGCAGAUGGUUUCACCUAUGAACGGGCUGCAAUAGAAGAAUGGUUCUUAAGUGGGAAGUUGACAAGCCCCAUGACCAACUCAACCCUGCCCAGUUUAGCCUACCGGCGACAUUCACAGCUGAAAAGAGCUAUCUCUGAGUUUUUAUAUGAUGAUUCAUCAGAACCAAACACAGAAUGAAGGCAAUUUAAUAUACCACUCUUGUACUAUGCUUGCGGUCCGCGGGGUAGCUCGCGCAAAGACCGUCUAAUUAUUGUGGCGGAGGGAGGCGUUGCCACUUAAAACCAGUAGCCUGCCCCUAAUGGGUACGCAGUCCCGAAUGGAACCGUGCGGGCGGGUUGCAUGCGUAGUACAAAAGUGAGCGGUGGGAAUCAGCCACCUGGUACAAUGAUUUAUCUUAGAAAUUAGAAAAGAUUGACUCAAACUCAAAGUAUGAUUUACUUUGGAUGAACUCCUCUUGCUCUAGUCAGAUUGCCUUAGCCAAAAGUGUUCAGAAAACUGCUUUGUCAAAUACCCCUGACAAGUGCCAUCAAUGUGACUUGCUGUCAGUAACUAUAAUUGAGGUUGUCCUUGUACCUGUGAUAUCAUUUGAGAUGUUGAUUUAAGACAAAGUCUCAGAGAGAAUUAUGUACAAAAUAACUUAAGGUAAACUUCAAAUUUAUAUGGAAAUAUGAUGAAUGAAAUCUCCAACUCUAAAAUGUAGUGAUUCACCAUAUAAGCAAGGUCCCUUGUAAAUGUGAUAUUUUGAUGCCAGGACGGAAAAUACAAGGAAUUACAGUGAGAAGUGCAGUACAUAAUUGUAUGUUACGAUCAAGAUGUUCCCUAUUGAAUUUAAAGUUUCUAGAUCUAAACUUUUAUUACUAGAAUUUAGAUUAUGUUUCCUGUCAGUCAAUUUCUGUGGUUUUUCUGGAGAAAGAUAAAACAACACUGGUACUAGGUUCCAUAAUAACUAAUUUGUCACAUAAAAGAAAAGUUUUUAAGUGUUACUUAGAUAGCUAAAUGUAUUGAAAGCUUUUCACCUAUUUUAAUCAACCAUUUUCGCACUCUUGAUUAUGUAUGAUUGAGAACAGUCUCAAACACCACCACCUACUAAGGGCUUCAAUUGAAUUUCAAGCAAGUGUUUGUCUUAAAGUCCCAUGUUAAAUAUUCUUGAAAAUAUUACAUUGUCUAUUUGAA
This is a messenger RNA of Frankliniella occidentalis (western flower thrips), 4163 nucleotides long. RefSeq lists its product as uncharacterized. The transcript is spliced from 18 exons. Bases 198 to 3167 code for a protein of 989 amino acids. Gene Ontology annotation, molecular function: ubiquitin-protein transferase activity; protein binding. NCBI's taxonomy places the organism in Eukaryota, Metazoa, Arthropoda, Insecta, Thysanoptera, Thripidae. Gene Ontology annotation, biological process: protein ubiquitination. The record is from RefSeq and is a predicted model, not a curated record.